AUGAAUAAAAUUAGGGGCCUCCCUCCUGCGGUCAGAGACCCGGGCCCUGGAGUGGAACUUGGAGUGGAGGAUGGUCUUCUCUGUCAACUCAUUCAUUCUCCAGAAUUCAACUUGUUCUCUGACUCAGUGGUGUUUGAAAGCACCUUCAUCCAGGUACCUCCUGCAUCUUUCCAGGUCACUAAGCAAGGAAACUGGAUGGAUGCCUAUGAAAAAUCUGCCACUAUGAUCAUCGGGGUAACCUCUUCUGUGCCCUCCUUGCCACUCCCCAACGUCCUCCUAAUGGCCAACGUCACCUGGCCUCACGGUCCGUUUUCCACCUCUAGCACACCUGGUGCCCCUGUCAUCACUCUCAGCAGGAUCCUUCCCCUGAAGUAUGUGGAGCUACAGAUCUAUGACUACACCAAGCGCAUCCUUCGGGUUAGGACAGUGACUGAGAAGAUCUACUAUCUGCGGCUCCAUGAGAAACAUCCACAGGCCGUGUUUCAGUUCUGGAUCCGCUUGGUGAAGAUUUUGCAGAAAGGUCUGUCUAUCACCACCAAAGACCCGAGGAUCCAGUUCACUCACUGCCUGGUGCCCAAGAUACCCAACCCCUCCAUCGAAACAACACCUGAAAGCAGCGUGCCAGCAUCCUCCCAGCCCAGUGAGACCGUAAUGCUGCUGGCGGCUGAGCGGACCAGCGGCAGUCUCUUAGGGCUCUCAAAAAGACACCAGCUCACAGGAGACAGAUCCACUGAGACUACCAUAGAAAUCGAGAGCUCCAACAGCUGCAAGACCCCCCCACUGGUGGCAUCUUCAGUUAAUAUGCCCAUGAGAGCUACCUUGACCCACAGCCUCUGGGAACAAGAGAACCCAAACGAGAGCUUCCUGCAGGUUCCUGUAGCCAGCUCCUUAGGAGAGAACUUUUUGGGACCCUAACACCU
This is a messenger RNA of Chionomys nivalis (European snow vole), 920 nucleotides long. RefSeq names its product golgi associated RAB2 interactor 1A (gene Garin1a). The record is from RefSeq and is a predicted model, not a curated record. The transcript is spliced from 5 exons. Lineage: Eukaryota; Metazoa; Chordata; Mammalia; Rodentia; Cricetidae. Gene Ontology annotation, cellular component: nucleus. Bases 1 to 915 code for a protein of 304 amino acids.